CCAUAGUCUUACAUUCAACUGCAAUUAAAAAGGAAUAUGCUACAUUUUGUCAUCCACGUGUCCUGUUUGAUUAAUCUUGACCUUGCACUUCAUCUUCAGUUCCCUCAUGCGAUGUCUCAUGAGAACCCUCCCCCACAGCACAGCUGGUAUUCACAAAAAAAAAAAAAUUCUAAACAAAACCAGUCAGUGGAUGAAAUCUGUCCAGCACAGAAGAAAAGGGCUGACAGGAAGACACUCCCUUCGACAAAUGCCACAGACUCAGUUUUCACAGUGCUUCUUUUUAGCAUUAGCAUUCCAGAAAGUGACUCUGACUCAGCAAAAACAUUUCAUGAAGAAACUGUAAUUUGAAAAGAAGAACAGAGAAAGGGAUUUUUCAGAAGUAGGUCAACAUGGUGGUAUAACACAGCUGGAACAGACUGCUGCAUGAAAGCUACUUUUGACAUCAUCAUGGAGACAAAUCAUUGUGUUUUCCACAUGUUUUUCUGCAUUUCUCUGAUCUUGACACACUGGCACAAGGGUUCAGCUUGCCAUACAGGCUCUCAGGCAGAAUGUGAGAAAGCUCCAUUUGUGCCUGGUUACAACCUGGUGGGUGAAGGCUUUGAUGUUGUCACGAUGCGCCGUAAAGGUGCCUUUUUGAUCAAUGUCAAGUCACACAUGGAUAAUGGCACUUGUACUGUCUGCAAGAACCGCUUUCAGGGAGGGCAGAUGCAGAAACUUCCCUCGGUUGUGAGGGACUGGCGUCCCUUCAGCCGCUGCAGCAAACAGCUAUCUAGUGCUCUUCAUCAUUCUGUCGACUCCCUAAUGAAGAGUUCAACAUCACUCAUCAAUAACAACUGGGAAAUGGACCUUAGCCUGGAUGACAUAGGGAAGGUAAUUUUUGGAGGGAGCCGUUCAGAUAUUGCUAAAUUUGCCCAAUCUCAGAAUGCAAUGGAUAAGGCGACAUUUGCCCUCCAUGAGCUCAGCUGCACAUAUUACAGUUACAGAGUUACAGACCACCCAGAGGUCAGCACUGAAUUCUCAAAACACCUCCAGCGACUUCCGACACAAUAUGAUGAGGAAACAAAACCCCUUUACCGAAGAACUAUAGAUACUUACGGCACUCACUACAUACGUCAAGUCCAUCUGGGAGGGCGAGUGAGGCGAGUCACGGCUUUUCGAACUUGUCUUGCAACCCUGAAGGGCUUCUCAGAGACUGAUAUCAAGAACUGCCUGAACAUUGAAUUAAAGAUGACUUUGGGAUUCCUUCCAGCUAAUGCCUCACUUUCCAACAAAUGCUCUCAAAUUCUUAAAGAUAACAUGAGCAUGGGAUUCUACCAGGGUUUCAUGACACACAAGAUAGAGGUGAUGGGAGGUGAAAAAUACUUUCCAGACCUAGUUUUAAACCAAAGCCCAGCUGAAGUAUACUCAAAUUGGAUGAUGAGCUUGCAUGACAAUCCUGAAGUCAUAUCAUAUGCAAUUUUCCCUCUCCAUCAUCUGGUGGCUGAUCCUGAGGUUAGUGCCAAUCUAAAAAGAGCAGUAACUGCUUAUAUUGAAGAGAACAUGCUUUCUGUAAAUCACAAAGAGAAUCAAGGAUGCUCACAAACACCAAAUCUGGACCACAAUUGCUGUCCUAUGCGAGCUGCCCGUGGCAAGUUAGUAGUGUUUGUGCAGAGAGCUGCAGGCCUGAAAGCAGAUCUCUUCACACGUACUGACGGUUACGUGAAAGUCUGGUACAACCUCAUGUAUGAGGAGACUGAGGUGGUUAUGGACAAUAAUGAUCCCGAAUGGAACAUCAGCUAUGAUUUUGGAUCAAUUGAGUUUGGUCAUGAACUCAUAUUUGAGGUUUGGGACAGUGAUGUCAUUUAUAAUGACAUAGUGGGGAGAUGUGUGGUCAGCCCUGAACGUGGAACUCAUUCACACAGCUGUAAAUUAAAGAGAGGCAUCCUGUAUUUCACCUACAAUGCAUCUUGUGAUGCUCAUCUAACUGGACCCAGGUGUAGUAGAUAUUCACCAAAACCAUAAGACCUUGUAUUUAUAUAGAACAAAUGAUACAAAAAGAAUAUUAAGCAUAUUUAUAAUGAAGAAUAUUUAUGCUUAUUGCUUUUAAGAUAGUUGUAUAGACAUGUAUAGAAAAAAACACAAAUAAUUUUUUUUUUUUUUUUUUGUAAUAUAUAAGUAGUAUAGUGUUCAAAUGAAACUUCAUAUUUUGAAAUCUCUUGUGGAAAAAGAAGAUGACUAUAGAGGUUUUAGAUGUUUUUUUUUCAAGACUAAUAGAUUUCAGAAGAUUAUUACUGCAUUUGUUCUACUACUACAGAAAUUAGUUUUGCUUUCAAUGGUCUAAUUCCUGUGUGUGUUUGUGGUUAUGUAUUGCAAAGUGAAAAGUAUAAGAUCUUUUCAUGUUCUGUAACAGAUAAUUCAUAAAUCAAAACUGUCUACGGGUUCAAUGAAGACGGUACACAAUGACAUUUCAAUACAUAAGACAGAAAAUUCUGUGCUGUGUUUAUCAUGCCAAGGUCACUGUUAAUUUCCCACGGAACACACAGUUAUUAAAUAUAAAAUAAUAAUAAUAAUAUAAUAAUAAUAAAUAUCUGUCAGAAAUGCAAAUGGAAAAUGGUCUUUCAUUUUGUUUAGUUGUUUUUUUCCCAGACCAAAAGCUAGACUAAGAACAUCACAGAGGCCGCACAAUAUUCUCCAAACAGGUAUCCAAAAGAAAACAGAGGUUAGACACAAAUAGCUGUAACAAAUAUUCUCAAAUCCUUGAAGAUAACAUGAGCAGGGCUUCGUGACACACAAGAUAGAGUUGUUGAGGGGUGAGAAAUACUUUCCAUACCAUUGUUUUAACCAAAGCCCAGCUAAAGCAUACUCAAACUGGAUGAUGAGCUUGCAUGUCCAUCCUGAUGUUAUAUAUGCAUUUUCCCAAUUUAUCGUCUGGAGGAGGAUCCUGAGUUUAGAUAGAAACUAGAAAAAUGAAAACUUUAGCAUUCUACCAUAGCAAACAAUACACAAACGGAUAGGACAUAAACUGAAAAAUAGAUGAUGGUUUUAAUUUCACCCAGGUGAACAAACAACACACAAAAGGAGAAGACUUCAAAUAAAAAAGGCAUGAUGAAUAGGAUUAAUGUGAUCAGAUAACAUUGAUUUAAGUUUGACCUCAAAAAUGCUAUAACGAGAGUUUGUAUGUCUUUUUGAAGGAUUGUCAACAUUACUGUGAAAUAUGAAAAGAACUUUUGUGUUUUUCUAAGUUAGACUUUAAAAUAAUUGAGAGAAAAUAAGUUUUUAAAGCUCCCCAUAUAGUUUAACAAAUGUGUGAAAACAUUGUGGAAAGAUGAA
Molecule: messenger RNA, 3309 nt
Organism: Cyprinus carpio (common carp)
Lineage: Eukaryota; Metazoa; Chordata; Actinopteri; Cypriniformes; Cyprinidae
Product: perforin-1-like
Exons: 3
Coding region: 424-2001 (525 amino acids)
Source: RefSeq, a predicted model, not a curated record